Messenger RNA from Puntigrus tetrazona (Sumatra barb), 819 nucleotides. It is a transcript of the gene paqr4b, whose product is annotated as progestin and adipoQ receptor family member IVb. The record is from RefSeq and is a predicted model, not a curated record. NCBI's taxonomy places the organism in Eukaryota, Metazoa, Chordata, Actinopteri, Cypriniformes, Cyprinidae. Bases 1 to 819 code for a protein of 272 amino acids. The transcript has 3 exons. Gene Ontology annotation, cellular component: membrane. Gene Ontology annotation, molecular function: signaling receptor activity.
AUGGAUUAUUUUACUCGGCCAAAACUUCUGGAUUUUAAGAAUUCACCGCCACAUCUUCAGUUCAACAAGUAUGUCCUGACAGGAUACCGGCCUAUAUCCACUUACAGAGACUGUCUGCGAAGUUUGUUCUAUCUGCACAAUGAAUUUGGGAACAUCUAUACACAUGGUAUACCCUUCAUCUUUUUUUUGCUGUUUUUGCCUUUGAGUAUCCCAUGGGCUGAAGUCGAUGAGUGGUGGAUAGGAGUGGUGCAUUAUUUGGCUUGUCUGUCUCCCACAGUUUUUUCGGUCUUCUACCAUCUCUUCAUGAACCAUGAAGGUGGAGCACCUAUUUAUGAUACACUGCUGUGCUUUGACAUGUUUGGCGUCUGUCUCGUCAACACUCUAGGUGCUCUACCAAUCAUUCACAUAACUUUAUUGUGUUACCCAUUCUCCCGCCGUGUUGCGUUGAUGGCAUAUCUCCUCCUCUCUGGCUACGGUGUUUACUGCGCUGUCACUGCACAGAGUAAUGUGCACCGUCUGCAAUCUUUUGCUUGGCAGGCGAUGUUCCGCUUCAUUCUUUUUAUGUUACGUCUGACUGGGGCAGGCAGAGGAAGCCCUGCAUCCCUUCGACUCUACCUCACCAUGGAUACCCUUGCGUUGCUAGGAGGACUAGUUAAUAUUUCCCGCCUGCCAGAGCGCUUCAGACCUGGACGGUUUGACUACUGGUUUAAUAGUCACCAGAUUAUGCACAUCAUGGUCGUCCUGUCCAUUAUGUACUUACACUGGGGUAUGCUAGAGGAUUUAAGAUGGUUAAAAGGAUAUCACUGUCCCGGUGAAUAA